CACAAAGUACUUGACAAGCUAAAAACAAAACGAGUUCGAGUUCCAAACAUUAAAUAUACAUACAAUAUAAGCACAUUUAGCGCAGGCGUUGAACUAGUGCGAAAAAACAAAAAACAAGAACACUUCAAAAACAAAAAGCAAGCGAAUAGACAGAGCGACUUGGGGCCUGAACUGGAGAACUGGAGCCAGUGCAGCAGCCCUCCAACCACAAAACAUACCAUAAACAACUCCAACCAAGAGCAGCUCGAGCGCGUCGAGCGUGCAAAUUAAAAGCGCACAGUAGCACGAAGGAGCAGAAGCAGCAGCAGCAACAACAACAACAACAACAGCCACAGACAGCAACAUGGAAGUGGCAACAACAAACAAUCACAGUCAGAGCCAUCAUCAUCAUCAUCUUAGUGGUGGCAACGGUGGUGCUGGCGGCGGGGGCAACGGCGGUUCCCGUUCCCCGUUUCAGCGUGAGGUGCGUGAAUGGCAACGCAUCGAUCCGGACACUGGAGCGCUGUUCAGCGGCCGCUUGGAGGCAGAUCGCUGGAUAAAUGGACCACUGAACAGCUAUGGCAAGAUAUCAGAUUCCCAAAAUAUCUCACAGCCGAAUGGCACACAGCACACACAGCGCAAACAAAUGGAGGUGCUGCGCACCGCCAAUGGCGCCAUGCAGGUGAUACGCACACAGACAGUACAAAAGACAUCAUCCACAUCCCGUUGGUCCACCUCCUCAUCCACUAAAACCACCACCCGCAGCAGCACAGGCGCAGCGCCCAUGGCGCUAUGGGCGCCUCGAACAAGUCGAGGCGUUGACAUUUGUGAGCUAAGCAACAACGACGACGACGACGACGAUGACAAACAUGAUGAUUAUGUUGAUGAUGAUGAGGAUAGCAUACAUAAUGGCAGCGACGCUGGCGUCGUCCACGAGUGCAUGACUGCAUCCACGCCAAGCACUGGCUAUGGCCAGGAGCUGGUUGAUGAUCAUGUUGAUUUUGUUGUGCUUAAUGGCCAUGCGGACGUUGAUGACGCCGCAGACGACGACGACGACGUCGCUCAUUUGCACAAACUCGGCCACAAUUUGUUACUCGAUACAGCGCCAAGUUUGAAAUUGAGCAAUCUAAUGAAAAGCAGUUCGAGUAUUUCCAGCCAAAGCAGCAACAACUCAAAUUUAACAACUGCAGCAGCAACAGCAGCAGCGGCAGCAGCAGCAGCAGUGGCUGGCAACACCCACAGAAAUGCGGGCAAAAUAAGCCUACAUGCAAUUGUUGGGCAGACAACAACAGCAACAACAGCAGCAGCAGCAACAUCAUCAUCAUCUGGCACAUUAUCAACGUGGCCCCAGCGACUGGAGCAGGCUGACUUAUAUGGCCAGGCCAACAACAACGGCUUCAGCAGCAGCAGCAGCGGCAGCGGCAGCCAAAAGCGUCGCGUGGGCGUUGCUGCUGACGUUGCCGCUGUGGCCACGCCAACGCUGCGUCGUGAUUUGGAAAGUUUCCGGCAUCAUGAUGACGCCGCCACCGCCGCCGCCGCCGACGACGACGACGACGUUGAUGAAGAUUUGCGGCUCAGCGCAAGGCACCAGCGUCGCCAGCAGGUGUCCCAAUCCGUUUAUGCGCCGCCGUUGCCCGCCAGCUUUGGCAGCCUGCAGCGUUCCCGUUCCAUAUCCACGGAUGAUCUCAGCAACGAUUGGCAGCAGCGCGGCGAGGAACAGACGGAGGAGGAACUGCCGUGCGGUGAUUGGCGACGCGUUAGUAAAUUGCGUCGUUCCUUUCAGUCGCAGGAUUAUCAUAAUAAAGCACAGGCCAGACCACGUCCACUUCCAUUGGAUUUGCCCAGCAGUACGGUGAGUGUGGCACGCAUACGCGCUGAACUGGAGAACGGACGCAGGCUGAACACGGCCAUGCGCAACAAUCACGUCGAUCUGGCCGCACUGGACAGCAUACUUAACUCUACAGCAGCAGCGGUCGCUGCAGCGGGAGCAGCAGCGAGUGCAACAGCCCAAUCUUCCAGCAAGCCACAGCUGGCCAAGCGCAGCACAUUUCUCACCGCCGCGUCGCUGCAGGAGAUACGAGGCAAAUUAAAAAAACUAUCUGACGAGAGCCUGUACAAGGAGGACUUCCUGGCGCAUCAGGCCAUUGCCCAGCCCGCAGCGGUUGAGGUGGUGCAAGCGCAUGUGCCGGCGACCUCCGCGCCCUCCGCUUUUCGCGUCGUUCACAAUACGCACAGCCUGGAAACGCGUCAGCGUCCAAAGGACAGCAGCUCCAGUGAGUGGCACUUGCGUCGAAAAUCGUACGGGUUUGAAAAGAUGUCACCACCCGAGAAUCGUAGCAUUUUCCGCGUGGACGCCUCCACGGACAGCGGCCUGGGCCGCUCGGGUGAGCAGCUAGGCAAUUGGUCGCCCACUGAGCGUUCGGCGGCUGCUGCGGCCAAUGGAGCUGGCUCCACUAUUAUACACUUUGGCCGACAACAAGUGGGAAAGCCGGCAAGCCCCAGCGAAGCGGAGCAGCUGAGCAAGCGGCACUCCAUUGCGGUAGAGGAAACUUGGCGCGAUAUACGGAAAACUUCACAGGUGCAUGUCAAUGGUGAAUCCAUAAAUGGCAGCAGCAGCAACAACAGUUCCAGUCAGCUGCAGCGCAGCAGCGCACAAAAACGCGUGGAAUUUUGUAAAACUGAGGUGCACUUUGCCGCCGAAUCGGGCCGCGUCAAUAUUGUGGAAACCGAUGGCAAGCCACCGCCCACGCAAAACUUUCGUCGACGCCGACGCACCGCCAGCGGACCGCUGCAGAGCCUGGUCAAGUCAGCCAGCGUCACCAGCAGCAGCAGCAGCUGCUCCAGCAGCAAUGUGACCCACUUUGGCGACGAUCCAAUCAUACGCAACAAAACAAUUGCCUCCAGCACAGUAGCCUAUCGGGCCACAGUGAUGGAGCCACCGGAGCUAGUCACUCAGCCAGUGUCUGGCACCCAGGUUACGGUUAUAACCAAGCCGUUGGUGGAGCCGCGCUACAGUCUGCUAGAGACUACUAGCUCCACGUCCAGGCAUAGCUACACCUCCACCAGCGGAAUGGACACAACGGACAAUGAGACAGACGAGCUGGCCAACAUACGUGGCAUAUUAAAGAAUAAGCCUGUCAAGCCGAAACCCUAUCACCUGGGCGAGAAUAUUGAGAGUGCGGAUGUGCUCUGGAGCAUGCCAGCGACCAUCAAGAGUGAGAACAGGGAGAACAGUCCGCCAAGUCGGGAAAGUGCCGCUGGCGACUCGCCGAUAACCACCAAAUCGGUUGCUGAACGGGUGCGGAUUGUGGAGCAGAGGCAGUUCGAUAAGCAGCAGCAGCAGCCAUCGCCAGCCGGGAAUGGAUACUCGACGAAGAUCAAUGUGAGCCUUGGAGCUGAGGAUUGGUCAGAAACAGGUCGUCGUCGCAGCAGCGCACAGGAGCUGCUGCUGCAGGACUUGCGCGCCCAUCAGCGCAUUCUGGACGAAGGCCUCAAGUCCACAUCGCUUAUUAUGAAAACAAUGCGCUCGGCGAGCGAAUUCGAUGAGGCCAUGCGUCGCCUGAGCAUAGCCUCAAUCGAGUCCGCUUUGAUACAGCCCACUAUUGUGGUUCCCACGCCCAUGUUGCGCUCGCACAGCUAUCAGGAGGAGAGCUGCCGUCGCACCUCAACUACGUCCAUCACCAGCAGCGAUUUAUUUGGCAGCGCUCUAUACGAUUCACUGCCACGCACACCGCUGGCACCGCCACGUCUCAAGCUGCUAGGCAAUACGCAAAUACCCGUGAGCCAGCAGCUGACACAGCUGCGGCGACUCUACGAUGCUGCGGAUCAGGAGGAGGACAGCGCCGAUGAAGAGGUCAAGCGUUAUUUCCGUGAAAGCAACAACAGCGACAGUGGCGGUGGCACUCAAUGCAGCUCCUCACCCGAGGAUACGGUGCUCAAGGGCACUGAAUACUCGAGCAGCUGGAGUCGCCUGAAGGCCAAGCGCACCAUCUGGAAGAUUGAAGCUCAAGAACAAACGCUGCAGCGUACAGAUCUGCCCAAGUCAAAUGUGAUGAACAUAGCUCUGCAUGCACCCCGGUUGCAGAAGCCGAAACCCACACCGCCCACGCUGCGCAUUGGCCAGCUUGUGCCCGUGGCCAAACCUCGAACACUGCUCGUACAGCCACAGCCGCAAGCACAGGUCGUGGACAAUGCAGACGAAUCGGGCAGCGAAUCCCUAAAAAUUGUCAAGGAGGCACGUGGCGCACGCAAGCUGCGCGAGCACGAGCUCUCCUACUUUGGUGUACAGCAUUCACCGACGCCCCCACAGACCACCAAAUUACACGUUACGCCCAGUAACCCACGACGCACGUUGCCCACGCGCAACAAACUAAGCCACAACGAGGAGGCAACCACCGCAACGACAUCAACUACAACCACCACGACCAAGUGGCAGCUUUUGAACGAUCGACCCGAUUUACUGAGGCACAGUCCACAGGCCAACGACGAGAGCAACGCUUUCCCCGAAGAUGAUGAGGAGCACUGCUAUGAGAACAUUGCCAACGAGCUGACCACUACUUUCCGCGUCAAGUCACCCUCGCCGGGCAGCUAUGAGCGCAAAACGGAUUUGCAGCGCGAUGCGCAGAUUCUCAGCGAGAUGACACGCAACGCUGAUCAAACAUUGAAGGCUCUCUCCGAUGAGGCAGCCUUCAAGGAUCAGCGACGUCGUUCCUGCUCGCUGCAGCGCCGCAGCGGCAAACUCUUGGCCACCAUCGAUGAGAAGGUCAAAACUCACAAUGGCGAUGCUAAAGCUUUGAGUGUCGCACGUGGCACCUUCGCCUCGGAGGCACGACGCAAUUCACGACAAUCGACGCCCUCGCCGACCCGUGCACGCAGCUCAUCGCAGUCAUCCAUUGAGUGCUGUCCACGGGAUCGUUCGCGUUCCAGUUCGCGUGAGUCAAUGACACAAGGAGGCGGCUCUUCGGAUGAUCAAUUGAGCAAGCAGCGCGUGGAGCGAAUACGCAUUCGUACGCCCAAACGAGAGAAGACACGUCACGAGACAACUGAACAGCGUUCAUCCAGGCAGAGCAGCAAACCACGCAGCAGCUCCAAUGCGACGCCAGAAAGCAAACGCACGCAUCACCACAGCCGCCACCGGGAGAAGGAGCACAGCGGCGACCAUUCGGCCAAACAUAGCUCGGGCUCGGCAUCAGGCAGUCGGCUGAUACGCUCCACGCGUGUCAGCGAAACCAGUCGCCCACGCACCAGCUCACACCGAACGAGUGAGCGCGAGCGGGAGCGUGAUCGCGCAAGCGGCACUGAGAAGCACCGAGAAGAGCUCACACGCUCGCGUGGUCACUCCAGUCGCUCUAGACACAGUGAGCAGAGCGCAGCUGGGCACAAGUCGAGCAAAAGCACUCGCAGCAAUCAUCAUGACACAGCAAUGUCCGCACACAGAAAGUCCACAACAGCCGGUAAAGUAGCAGCAACAAAAGCCACAACAGCAGCCACAGCAACAACGCACAAAUCAACAACGACACCAACAACAGCAACAGCUACGGCGUCAACAGCAGCAACAGCGACAACAACGCACAACGAACUGACGUACGUAUACGUAACGAAUUUAGCCAAUACACAAACCGCCGAGGAUGCAGACUAUGCCAGCAUCGAUGAGGCAACAGUAACAGUAACGCCCACAGCACUGCCUGCGAUCCCAUUGCCGCCGCCGCGUCUCAAACGCAAGCGAUCGCUCCUACCCGUGCCCGUACAGCGCGAACGUACCACUGCCACGCCCACUGCCGCCUACGAGCAUCGCAUUAAGCUGGAAAUGAUACCCCAAACGCCCAGCUACUCGAAUCAGUCGACGCUGCGCUGCAAACAGCAGCCAAUGCGCAAAUCCUCGCUAAAGUGCACGCAGUCGACCAGCUCGAGUUUCGCCUUUCUGCCCUAUUUGCCGGCCAAGCGCAACUCGAGCGUUAGCCAUGUCUAUGACAAUUAUCUGCUGUACGCGGCGCCGGCCACAUUGACGGCCUCCAAGCUGCGCCCCUAUCAACACAACUUGAGCAACGAGCAUGCGCAGCUCUUUGGCAGCAGUGGGCGUGGCGGCGGUAUUGUGAGUUCCGGUGCGGGAGCGGGCAACGGAGCAACGGGCGCUAUGGCCGGCCGCCUGGGCAGCUGGCCAAAGCGUUUGCGCAUGCGGCAGGUGCGCAGCAGCGUCUCGACGCAUCAGCCGUUCGGCAUCUGCACAUGUUCAUAGUCAGCGCUGGAGCAGCAAACCAAAUAGCAAGUCGCACAUGGAUGGGCGCAACCGGAUCUCGUCACAGUCACAGACAAAAGUUUUCGCUCACGUUUUAAUAACCUCCUAUGCACGCCAACAAAUUUUCCUACCUUUAUUUUUGGGCAUUCUUUUAUAAUUGUUCUUAAUUUGACUACCUCACGCACGCGAAAAGAAAACAACCAAUACGAAGCACGCAAAUCAACACGAAAUAUUAAAAAACAUAAAUCGAACAGAACGAUUCGCAGUUAUCUAACCUGUGUUCCCCCAUACUAAUACUACUUAAAACUCGAGCGGGCGAAAGAAAAAGUGAGUGGGAGAGCAGGCAGAGAGAGGAGGGCUUGUUGUAUACUUUGGAGCACACUCGGCCAUGCACAUAAAAAAAACCCUCACACAUACACACAAUGAAUGAAAAUGGUUCUGUUUUUACUUUUCACAGCGUAAGCGAAUUUUCAAAAUUUUGAAACAUUUUUUACUUAAGCAACUGGAAGCAUGUUGUGGGUGCACUAGGAACGUAGAAUCUAACUGGAAAAACGAUACACUUCUGUAGAAUGCGGGACUAACUUUUCAAAGCC
Drosophila montana is the source of this 6807-nucleotide messenger RNA. Its product is annotated as serine-rich adhesin for platelets. The transcript has 11 exons. The record is from RefSeq and is a predicted model, not a curated record. The coding region runs from base 344 to 6214 and encodes 1956 amino acids. Lineage: Eukaryota; Metazoa; Arthropoda; Insecta; Diptera; Drosophilidae.